AUGGAUUUUCAUCGCAUUUGGGCGGAGUGCCCUGCUGACACGUCUUUGAAACUACCGUGGGAACAUGGAUUCUGGAAGACUUUUUUCGAGGGUCCUACUGAUCCUAAUGGUAUUCAAGACUGGACAGUUGCAGAUCCUCCACUUUUUGUGCCGUGUGCUCCCCGUGCUGAAACGGCGCCUGCCAAGAAGCUUCGAGUGUCAGAGCCCUUGUCGUGGCAUCACAUUGUGCGUUCAGGUGCUGAACAGACUUGGAAAGACAAACGUGAAGCUGACUUUCAAGUGGCGUUGCGUCGCUGGCAUGAUGUUUUGAUUCUUUUGCCUUGUCACAUUGUUGUUGUUCAACAACUUUUGCAUUUGAAGACCACUGCAGAGAGAUUGCGCAUGCUCAGAGAUGUUUUUUGGAAGAAGGCGCCCAGCACUCUUCGAAAACGUGUGCAUUCAUUCUUGAGGUUUACAUCAGACUUGGAAACACGUCGCAUUGCAUUUCCUGGUACUGAAACAGAUUUCUAUGCUUUUUUGGAUGGACUCAGAGUGGCCGGUGUCGUGGAUGACGACUGGAUCAACACAUGGGCGCAAGUCCGCUCUGAGCUUGGGAUUUCAUUUGAGGCUGGCCAUCCGACUAUGCCAGCACCUUUGGAGGACGGUGGAAUCAGCAUGAGACCCCUCAGCAGUGAAGAGAUGAAACAUUGGACUUCCAUCCUUCUGCGAUCAGUUCAGGUUGAGACUGAGGGACGUAGGCUGACGUCACACAGUUGCAAGUGUACGUUGCUGUCAUGGUGCUCGAAAAGAGGAUUGCCCUGGGAGGAUCGGCUUGUGCUUGGAGAACACACUUCAGCAGUGCGAUCUGCUCUGGUGUAUGCGCGUGAUGGCUUGGGCCGUCCGUUGCGCAUGCUUGAGAAACUGCUGAUGGAGGUGCGGAUGGGCAGGUUUUUGCCCGAUGCUACAAGGAGUGGUAGAUUUCCAGGGCCCAUUGCAACGGAAGUGCAGUGUGAUGAUGGGGACCAAAGUGAGUUCUCAUACGUCCCAAGUUUUGGAGAUGGUGAAGUUGAUGACGUUACAGACAGCCACAAAUCCCAUGUUGACCUUGUGAAACAUGCAGAGCUACUAGACACAGGUGCAGCGCGAUCCGUUGCAGGUGUGGCAUGCAAAGUGGAAUCUGCCGAGUCAGUAUGGGACUUGGUGGGCAGCAAUGAGGUGAUCGACUUGGACACUUGCUCAGAUGAAAGUGGAUGCUCAGUCGCGACGACUUCGUCCAGCUCAGAUGAGGGAGCUGCUGAACUUAGCAGCGCCAGGAGACCAGUGCAUCCUCCUACAGUGCCAGGUCAGUUGAAAUUGAUCCAACAUAAAAAGCUCAAGACGUUGCACCUGAUGGAACAGCAGAAUCAGAGGGUGAUGCUUUGUGGAAGAAUGGCUGAGACCAGCCGCUAUGAGAACGUUCAAGAAACAAGGUUCGACACUCCGUGUUGCCACACGUGUCGGCGGAAGAUUCCGGAGUAUGCUUGA
Cladocopium goreaui is the source of this 1503-nucleotide messenger RNA. Lineage: Eukaryota; Dinophyceae; Suessiales; Symbiodiniaceae. The record is from the annotation of a GenBank genome assembly.